GGCUGAAAAAAGAAAGAAAGAAAGAAGGAAAGAGAGAGAGAGAGAGAAAGAAAGAAGGCAAUCCGCCGUCCUAAUAUAAAAUCCAUUUUAUCCGGUCUCCGCCGCCGCCUCCGCACCUGAAAUCGAACUCUCCCACAACCUACACCAAGAACACCGGCUCCCUCCCCCUACCCUACUCCGGUAUCUCUCCACGAAUCCCCCACCGAAGAUUGCAUCUCUGUGGCAUCCACCUUCUUUAAUUUAGUUAUCCUUUCUGAUCCUUAAUGGGUGUAAACAUUUGCUUAAGAAGUUAAGAAACUAUAAGAAGAGUUUGGGACUUUGAUGCUGACAUUGGUGAACAAGAAGAUGACAUUGGGACUUUGGUACUGAUUCGAAGUGAGAAGCUCAUUCCAUGUACUGCUACUUGACCUGUUACGCAGGCUUACUGUGUGAUGUUAGAUGGAUAGUCCACCGGGUUUAUAUGGGCUCAAUUUUGUCAAUCAUUAUACAGAACAGUUGUUGUUUGGGAGGUCUAGCCAAAAGCGAAUCAACAGACAGAGCAUUGAACGUCCAUCAAGAGUGGAACUUAGGCUGCUCAUCAAUCUAUAGAAAAAGGUUAUGGUCAUCAAGUCCAGACAAAAUGGAAAAUAAUACCAGCAAUUUUCACUCCCCUGAAGCGCAUCUGUCUUCAAGUCCUGCUUCUGUAGGUGAAGAAAAGAGAUUUUCAGAGGAAAAUGGGAAUAACUCUUCAUUUAUCAACCAAGCUUCUAUAGCCUGGAAUGAGAUGAGAAGGGAAUGGGUUGGAGACCGGUCAAAACAUUCCCAUAGAAGAUCAAGAGAACCUGUAAUAAGUGCGAACUUAAAUUUCCCUUCUAGCUGGUGCACCACGUACGAGGACUUACUGUCAGUCGGUCAACCUUUUCCUCAGCCAAUCCCAUUAUCUGAAAUGGUAGAUUUUUUAGUGGAUAUCUGGUAUGAAGAAGGGCUCUAUGAUUAGAUGAGGAAUCUCUACAUGGCAGUUUCGCUGUUGCUAUUCUUUAUAGGCCUAUAAUCACCAGCUUGCAGCUCUUUUAGCAUCAUGACAAGAAUCUACUUUGUUUUUUAAAAUGUCAAGAACAAAAACAAUGUUCGAUAUUAGAUUUCUCUCUGACAGUUAAAGAAAGGCAUUAUUAGAUAUACUCAAUUACAAUUGUGAUGCAAGGACCUUGUUAAGUAAGGUAAAAAGAUUUCGCUUGGGAAAGUCUGGGAAGCUUGCUAUAUGA
Phoenix dactylifera (date palm) is the source of this 1241-nucleotide messenger RNA. Lineage: Eukaryota; Viridiplantae; Streptophyta; Magnoliopsida; Arecales; Arecaceae. The record is from RefSeq and is a predicted model, not a curated record.